Zingiber officinale is the source of this 1756-nucleotide messenger RNA. Its product is annotated as probable WRKY transcription factor 65. Gene Ontology annotation, biological process: regulation of DNA-templated transcription. The record is from RefSeq and is a predicted model, not a curated record. Bases 785 to 1573 code for a protein of 262 amino acids. Gene Ontology annotation, molecular function: DNA-binding transcription factor activity; transcription cis-regulatory region binding. Gene Ontology annotation, cellular component: nucleus. Lineage: Eukaryota; Viridiplantae; Streptophyta; Magnoliopsida; Zingiberales; Zingiberaceae. The transcript has 3 exons.
CUGAACAAUGAUCAACUUACUGGACUCUCACUCCUGAUCACGAUAUCAACAAACGCCGACCACGAACAAGCGAUGCGACGCCGAUCGACUAGAAGAAAACGUUGCCCGUGACUGACAGAGUGUUAUAGCCUUGCCGUGCCGCACGUCAGGGGCCGUUAAGAGUGAGAUCUAACGUCGUGAUCGAGUCCUCGUACGGGUGAAAUCUUGAACUAGUCGAGUCAUCUAAAAUUUUAAAAGCGUUGGUGGCGCGAGGGCGGUCGCUGUCCCCUAUUUCAACUGUUUAGGUGGAAGUUAAUUAAUGGAGGUAUAUCAUGUUUGGCAGGACACAGUCCUUCAGACUUUCUUUCUUGGCGUGUCUAACUCCGUCAACCAGGCACAGGAUAAGCUAAGGCGUUGCCGAUGACACGGGCAAGUUAACCGGCUGGGUCAAUAUAAUUCGGGUCGGAUCGGGUCAAGUCGAGUGGUAAAUGAUCCAACCCACCGUGCAGUUAAGUGAAGUUAUUGGUCCGUAUGAAUGCAGUCUCGGUGGAGUGCACGAUGGAGUUAUUCGCCCGUGUGUGAGAUGCAGUCAUGGAGAGCAACUCGCAGACAACGUCUUCCAAAAACGACGGCCAAUUUAUGCGUUUUUUUUUUAAAUGCCAGCGUCGAUCAGUAUUAGAACUGCUCCUCUGCUCGCCCCCAUUUUCCAACCACUCUGCCUCUCGUUUCUUCAAUUCAGUCUCAGCGCGCGUGUUAGAGAUCACUCUUGCGAUUAGCGGUGGAGAAAUUCGGAGGGGGAUCAUUAAUGAACGACGAGCUGGACACGUGCGAGGCCGAGGAGGAGAUCGGAGCGGCGGAGGCCGGAUCCGGCGAUGAGUCGCGGCCGCCGGCGCAGUCUUCGGCUCCGUCCCCUAAGAGAAGCCGGCGGGAGGUGGAGAAGCGGGUGGUGACGGUGCCGAUAAGCGAGACGAAGGGCAGCGGCGAGGGAGCUCCGCCGCCGGAUUCGUGGGCUUGGAGGAAGUACGGUCAGAAGCCCAUCAAGGGCUCGCCUUAUCCGAGGGGUUACUAUCGGUGCAGCAGCUCGAAGGGAUGCCCGGCGAGGAAGCAGGUGGAGCGGAGCCGACUCGAGCCGUCCAUGAUCGUGGUGACCUACUCCUUCGACCACAACCACCCGUGGCCGCUCCCCAAGAACCACCACCACCACAACAGCGCGGCGCUGGCGGCGCCGCCGCAGCCCCUGCCGCAGGGGGAACCCAGCCCGCCGGAGUCGAUCGAGCGGGAGGAGGACACCAAGUUCUCCGACUUGAUCUCGGAGGAGGGGUCGCUGCUCCCCGUCGACGUGUACUCCGCGGCCUCCCCCUCCGCCGCAGGAUCCAGCGAGCUCCUCUACGGUUCGGUCUUCUUCUCCAGGGCCGAUGCCGUCUCCGGCGGCGGCGGCGCCGCCGCCGCCGCGGCGCUGCCCGAGGAGCGCGAGGAAUUCCUGAACGAAGGCGAGGAGGACUCUCUGUUCGCGGGGCUGGGAGAGCUGCCGGAGUACUCGGUGGUGCUUCGCCGAGAGCUGGCGUCCACAUCCUGGGUGGGGACCACCGGCUGACCUCCUCCUCCGCGUCCCCUCCGCCCGUCGAUUGGUUCGAGGAGGAGUUUGACGUAUACAAACCGGCACCAUCCCUCUCCCUCUCUCCCUCUCCCCCUCUCCCUUCAUAUUUGUUUUUUUUUCCUUUUUCCCCCUCAAAUAAUUAGAUAUUUAUCCGUAAAAACAAAAUAUUUCCCCUGCUCA